Molecule: messenger RNA, 4370 nt
Organism: Cynoglossus semilaevis (tongue sole)
Lineage: Eukaryota; Metazoa; Chordata; Actinopteri; Pleuronectiformes; Cynoglossidae
Gene: wnt9a
Product: wingless-type MMTV integration site family, member 9A
Exons: 4
Coding region: 91-1197 (368 amino acids)
Biological process (GO): multicellular organism development; neuron differentiation; cell fate commitment
Cellular component (GO): extracellular region
Molecular function (GO): frizzled binding; cytokine activity
Source: RefSeq, a predicted model, not a curated record
UCUCUCUAUAAGAAGUGUUGAACAUUGAGCAAAGGAUUUUACACAGCUACCCAGGAGAAACGAAAUGAUCUGCCCUGGAGCCGCAGCAAAAUGCUGGAUGGACACCUACUCCUGGGAUGGUUAUCAUUCACAGUUAUAGUCUAUCUUCUCAGCCUGCCUGGACCAGCCGCAGCAUACUUCGGGUUGACAGGUAAUGAGCCGUUGUCCAUUGUGCCACCCAACUCUCUACCAGAGGAUAACGUGGGCAGGGCCCACUACAAGCUGUGUGACCGUCUCAAACUGGAAAAAAAGCAAAGGAGGAUGUGCAGACGAGACCCAGGCGUGGCAGAAACCCUGAGGGAGGCUAUCACCAUGAGUGCCCUUGAAUGCCAGUACCAAUUCCGCUUUGAGAGAUGGAACUGCACCCUAGAGGGGCGCCACCGAGCCAACAUAUUAAAAAGAGGGUUCAAAGAGACAGCCUUCCUGUAUGCUAUUUCCUCGGCGGGCUUAACGCAUGCACUGGCUAAAGCUUGCAGCGCAGGACGCAUGGAGCGCUGCACGUGCGAUGAAGCCCCAGACCUGGAAAACCGCAAAGCAUGGCAGUGGGGAGGCUGCGGAGACAACCUUAAAUAUGCCAACAAGUUUGUCAAGGACUUCCUGGGCAAACGCUCCAAUAAGGACCUGCGUGCCCGUGUGGACAUGCAUAACACAAAUGUGGGCAUGAAGGUAAUCAAAGCUGGAGUGGAGACCACUUGCAAAUGUCACGGUGUCUCGGGCUCCUGCACCGUCCAGACCUGCUGGAGACAGCUGCUGCCCUUCCAUGAGAUUGGCAAGCGGCUGAAGCAGCGCUACGAGACCUCUGAAAAAGUGGGCAGCUCUACUAACGAGGCAACGGGAGAGGGAGAGAUCUCCACGGGCCGCAACCAGCAGCAGCAGCCACAGCCCCUGCCGGGCCCUAGUGAUCAGAUCCCUCGCACAAUGGACCUGAUCCACAUUGAGGACUCGCCCAGUUUCUGUAGACCCAGCAAAUACUCUGCGGGCACAGCCGCCCGCAAGUGCUACAAGGAUAAAAACUGUGAAGCUAUCUGCUGCGGGCGAGGCCACAACACCCAGAGUAGGGAGGUGACCAGGCCCUGCCAGUGCCAGGUGCGCUGGUGCUGCUACGUAGAAUGCAAGCAGUGCACACAGAGAGAGGAAGUCUAUACCUGCAAAGGGUAACCCUGUUUCCUGUCAGCCCCGUUGGAGCAACUAAGAAAAAAAGUUCACGUUGAGGAGCAGUGUAUGUUUUGCUACCUAAAAACAAGUUGAACACACACUCUCAGAACAGUGCCUGAACAAAGAGAGGAGCAGAAAGAUGGAGACGCAAAAAGCACUUUGAGCGAUUUCUUUGGUCUGGAUUUCAGGGGUCCUUUGACCCCUGUGUCUGGGGUUUGUAUAUGUACAAACCGUCUCAACAACCUUCUCAUCAUCAGUUCAUGUUUUGUCACAGCGUGGUCUAAACAACGUAACAAUUGACAUCUUUAUAUUGACUAACAAAGAAAACACAGAUUGUUGAGAAUCCAUUUAAAAAAAAAUCAAAAAAAAAAAAAAUAAAAAUCAGCAGACUGGUUCCUGGGGCCGUUACCGAGGAGGAUUUUGUGUGUGUGUAUGUACGUGCAUAUGUGUGUGAUGUGCAUGUGUUUAUAAGGGGACUUGAUACAUAACAAAAGGGUUGGGAGGGCUGGAGUUGUAGGACGUGCUGAGGGUCAAUGACGACAUUUAUGGCGAUGAAAACCAUAUUCAGAGACUGCGAAAAAUAAGACAGGGUGUAUGAUUUACUCUACACGCACACUUUACACACCAACACACGCUGUGUGUUUGCAUAUGUAUGUACAUAAAUUCAGUUUUAUAGUAAUUAUGUUAUACAAGCCACUUAUCUAACUAUGUUAAAACAAACCACUAACCACACAAAUGUAAGUAGUUUGUGUGCUUUCUCUACUUUGUUUGUUCUUGUCGACAAGGCCCAUUGGAAAGCAGCAUACUUUGUCUGUUGUCUCGCAGUGGAUAACUUAUAGAUCCUUUGGGACUACUCCUUCACAGGGAGGAAAAUUAAUUAUUAUUUUUUUUAAUGUAAUAUAAUAUGGAGAUGUUAAGUAAACGCAUGAACAGAAAACAACUAAAAUGGUCACUUUCGGCUAUUUACACCAUGAGCCUCGAGCACGCCGUUGUUCAGGAAAUAACUUAAACCACUAUUUGGACGAAAAAAAAGAGAGAUAUAGUGCGAAAUAUAUGCAAAGAUCCAAGUUGGACACGACAGUGGCCUUGUUAUUAAAGCCAAUACCAGCAGACAGACCAUGUGUGACUUAAAGUGAAAGUAAUGAAGCUCUGGAGAGCUCAGAUCUACUUUUAGAUGUUUCCUUUGUUUGUUUUGUUAUCAUUUGAACUCCUUGAAGUUGUAAAGAAAACUGUGGAGAACUGGAGGAAUGUAGCCCCAUACCAUUUCCCUGUUUCCUCUUCAGCUGCCACACUUUAAUUGAGCCAUAUUCAACAUGCAGUAUGUACAGUGGGACCUGCGUCUGCCUGUGCAGACAGUACGAGUUGAGCAAGACAGACAUCUAUCUUGAUGAAGUGAAGUGAAACGCCUCACUGCCAAUAUUUAGUAUUUUAUACGUCUAAUUAUUUGUACUUGUCUUUGGGGAUGAACAUUUGGGUUUAGCAGAAACGUACCAGAAGUCAGUGUUGAGUUACUAUGACUGUGUCUACGUGAAGAGCGCCACCACAUGUUUUCAUAAAGCUUGAUUUUUAGAGGCUGGCCAGUACUGUCAUUAAGCUUAGGUAGGAGAAUAUACAUAUGAUGCAGUACUACCUGUGUUAACGCAGCACAGCAGUACAAUUCUCAGACUACAGUUUUUGCCUCUUAACCUCAAAAUAUCAUUACAGGUGCACUGCAACAUGAUCUGCUUCUUAAUGCCAUUCACUGUGUGGAUAAACAUCUGGUUUUUAAAAUCAUUUAGAAGACGGACACAGUAAUGUCUCAUUAGCAAUUCAGGUUGUUUUGCACUUUUAUUGGAAUUCUGAAGAUCUUGAGGUGAAACUAAUGACGUAAUGACUUGCCCUGUUGGGCUUUAGCUUCAAUCUGCUGGACUGAAUUCUCAAUGACAUGACAUGACAGUACUCUCAAACCUCUAACGACUGAGCUGCACACUGCAUCGACCCGAGUUCCUCUUUAACACAACUGAAUACACUAAACUCCACCAAUCGGCCAAAGAAACGGAUCAGUGUUUUGGUAAAUAUUUCUUCUUGCUGUGUCAAAAAAUGUAUACAUUAUUUUCAAUAAAUGUCUGAUAAAUACAUCCAUUUACAGCUGGCACUUUAUAAGAAGUAUGCUUUUGCCUGCUGGCUGCAUUUUCACCAAAGUUGGGUAAAAAAUGAGUUGUAUAAUUCCCUCAUGUACUCUUUAAGUAAGAGAGCAAGUUGUUAUAUUUGCCAAAACACAAAAUGAUCACUAACAUAACCAUAACUUACUAAGAUUUUUUCCGUAUGAAAUGCCAUAGACUGUAAAUAAAAAGUGGACAUAAUGCAGGUUGGACACAUACAGUUCUGUAACCGAGAAGCAAAAGUAGGAGACAAGUGCUUCACCUGGUGGUGUCUGAAGUAGUUCAUCAUAAAGUGGAUUAUUUUUUUUAAUAAUUGAAGAACUUCAGAAACAACGAUGUAAACCACAAAGUUUUCAUGACUGAUGCUUUAAAUUCAAAUGAUUUAGUUUUAAUCCAGAUAAUCCUGAUCUACUGUAAACCACCAGAGCACUUCCAGUCUCCUUCUCAGCGUACAGUUUCUUCUCAGUGGGUUUCUUCUACACAAUCUUUGGCCACCACUCACAAAUAAAGGCAAAAAUCCUCAGCACUUAAUUUUAGUCAAAUUUUUAUAUAGGCUAUAACAAACGAACAUCAAUCUUUAGAUGCAUUAUUUUUUGGAUGGUUGUGAUUUAACUACUGAGAUUGGGACCCAGCUUUGUAAUAUAACGCCAAUCCCGCACUGAAGCCUAAAAGCCCUUUAAAAGUAUUUGAAAUUCUGUAUUUAUGAAUACAGUGCAGUGCAGAAUAUUAUUAUAUUUUUGUUAUUUUUGAUUAAAAAAUGUAAAUAGCAUAAGGUUUCUUCUCCUGUGGUAUAGAGACGCAAUUAAGGCACAUGUUCAUUUCACAAAAGCAUUGCCACUCACACCAUGUAGCACCGUGACAGAUGAUCGGCUUCAGAGAAGACAAACAUUCAAACGUUUCUCCCCUACAUGGUUUAAAAAAUAGUAGGCUUAUUUGUCCUGAGAAGAUGAUUUUAUAAUUUUUUUUGAUACGAGGACCUUUGCCAAAUCAAAACAUAUACAUAGAACUUUGCACGCUACAUGGAAACCAUAAUAG